UUCAGGAGGAGUUGGAGCGGCCUGGUCCUCAUCAAGUUGCCACUCCUGCUCAGGUCUGUCGCCGUGGAAAUGAUCCUGCUUCUCCUCCUUUUUGGGGGCAUCUGGACCCAAGGGAUGAACUCAGAGCUUGGGAACACCACUCUGAAGAUGUCUGCCUCCAGAGAAUCCUCUCUUUCUUUGGUCCCAACUGUCUCUGGGGCCUCAGGCCUCAGAGUGGUGACCCCCAAUCCUGCAACAGCAGGGGUCCCUGAGGAGAGUGGUGGCACCGGGCACCAGAUCUCCUCACCUUCUUUAGCUUCCUAUUCGGCCAAUGAAGUGGUCCUUCCCGAGGCUUCCACUGCUGCCAGCGGUGACCUCCAUGGACCUGAGCCAUCGGUCUCUGGGGAAGUUGCCACCAACAAGUCCUCAAACCUGGAAAUGAAUGCCAAAUCACCAAAAGACACUCUAGAACUGCGCAUGGAGACUAAUGGAACCAUGGUAACCGGCUCUCUGGAGGAGUCUGUUGUAACCAGCUCACCUCCCACCGCCAUGGCCACUGGCUCUCUGGAAACCUCCGAUGUAACCAGGGGACCCUCCGCCGCCAUGACGACUGGCUCUCUGGAAAACUCUGAUGUAGCCGGUGUAACCCCUCUCACCAUAUCAACUGGCUUUCUGGCGACCCCCAAGGGGCCCAGUGUGUCCCCCAUCUCCAGGGUAGAAAUAUCCCCUAUUUCUACCCCAGAGGCCUUCACAAACACAAGCAGUGGGGAUCCCCCACUAGGUUCAGGGACGAAUAACACCAUGCUGUUGGCUGUGUUUGUGGCCCUGGGGGUGGUCGUGUUCCUUGUGAUCCUACUCAUGCUGUGGCGCAGGCGGCAGAAGAGGAAGACAGGGGCCCUGGUACUAAGCAGGGGAGGAAAGCGCAAUGGGGUGGUAGAUGCCUGGGCCGGGCCUGCCCAGGUGUCUGAUGAGGAGGCCCUGACAGCAGGGGCAGGAGGGGCUGGGGGCGGGAAGGGCACUGGGGUCUCUGUGGGGGAAGGGUCUGGCCGGCAGCCGGCACUCACCACUUUCUUCGAUAGACGCAAGUCACAACGGGGCUCCUUGGAGCUGGAGGACCUGAGGCAGGCCCCCAUCCUGAAGGAGGAGGAGGAGCCGCUGGUGGGCAGCAAGGAUGAAGCUGUGGAGGCCCCCGCCCCUGCCUCCGAGGGGCCAGAGGCCGGAGAUGUGGAGGCCCCUCAGUGCUCGUGAAGAAUAAGAGCGCAGGUCAGAAUCGUUCUCAGUCUUCAUCACCUUCUCUGUAUCAUCAGCUCAAGUUUCCUUGUCACGCCACAUCCUCUGGGUCCUCACCCGGUAUGUUAUUACUGAACCCUCAUCUGGCUUCUCAACCCCAGGUCUCGCAGCCAGCACCCACACUACCGGGCGCUGUCACAUUGAACCAACAAACUCUCUUCAUCAAUCCUGACUUCUCCCCACCACCCUCUCCUGGAAAUCAGCUGCUGAGUCUCUGUAAUGCCAAACUUCCUUGACCUAUGCUUUCUCAGAGGACUUCCCAGGGACACCGGAGUCUAGGAAGGAAGAUGGACAUGACAUCCCAGCAGACUCCCGCUGAGGAUUACUCUAGAAAGUACUUUUGGACCCGUAGAUUAGGACAGUCCUACUGACUCAGCCCAUGAACCUCCUGUAACGGCGCAGCACUCUGUGCCGGGCCACUGGUGCAGGGACUGGGUGGCAUCACCUAGCUGUGCUCUCGGAUGCUAGGCUGGCCCCUGGCCCACACUUGCCCCACCUGUGGACUGAGGCUGCGGCUUCUUCUCCUCCCCAGGGCAGGUAGGGUCCUCAGAAACCUGGCCCUUUCCUGGGUCUUGUCAUGGGUGCAGUUUUGGUGCAAGAGGCGAGUCCUUGGCCGUGUUUGUGUAAGUGGCGGUGAGUAGGGCCGGUGGGAGGAGGGGACAGGAGCUGCCAACAUGAGGAGCCCCUGAGAACAUCUGUGUCCUCAUCUGUGUUCAGGUGAGGUGGAGGCGGCAGAAGAUUUAGCUGUGUCUGGAGCGCAAUAAAGAGUGUGGGGCUUGAUAGGCUGCA
Molecule: messenger RNA, 2058 nt
Organism: Hyaena hyaena (striped hyena)
Lineage: Eukaryota; Metazoa; Chordata; Mammalia; Carnivora; Hyaenidae
Gene: SPN
Product: sialophorin
Exons: 2
Coding region: 70-1227 (385 amino acids)
Biological process (GO): defense response to bacterium; regulation of T cell activation; regulation of immune response
Cellular component (GO): external side of plasma membrane
Molecular function (GO): transmembrane signaling receptor activity; heat shock protein binding
Source: RefSeq, a predicted model, not a curated record